ACUUGCAAAUCUCACGUCACCUAAACCACUUGGCAUCAUUGGUGGAAUGGGUUAUUUGUCACUUUUUGCGGUAUGCCGGUGUCCCUUAUUUUAUUUUUCAUUUAACGACAUAUCGUUGAGGUGUUGUGUAUUUAUUUUUAUGUUGUUACAUCAAAAUGGUUACUAUUUAUACAAAUGAAAAUAAUCCAGCAACCUUAAAGUUAAUUAUAGCUAAAAAUUUAACGAAACAAAUAGUUGAUAUAAAAUUGGUAAACGUUAAUGACAAAGCUAUUCCGGAACCGAAACAUCUACCUUGUGUGGAAAUAGAUCAUCAAAAUGUUCUUUUUUCUCCUAAUAGUGCAAUAUGUUAUUUCCUUCAAACUAAUGACAGCAGUUUUGAGGAAGUUUCAAAUUUAUUAGAAUGGGAGGCUAGCUCACUAUCUCCUCAUUUGGCCAAUUUGCUGGGUGGUACUACCAAAAAUGAAAAAUUAAAAUUGUCAUUGGUAUCAGAUUUAAAUUUCAUAAACGAAUAUCUGCAGAACAAAAAUUUCUUAGUAGGGAACUCAGUUACAGCUGCAGAUAUUGCAAUUUGGUGCAGUUUAUAUCCUCUUAAUGCCUGUGUUAAAAGCUCUAAAGAGUAUCUAUCACCAUUACCAAAUCUCUCAAAAUGGAUUGAAUCAUUAUCAAAUCUUCCCGAAUUUAAGGACGCAGUAUCUAGUUUUAAAUUAGAUAUUUCUUCAUCUUACAAUGCUUUGCUUCUUGGUGCUAAAUAUCUCUCAAUAACAGUUGAUGAGAAAGCAAAUAAAGGAGCUUCUAAACAAGAAAAUGAGCCUCAAUCUGAAAAAGUAUCACAGAAAGAAUUAGAAGCUGUACGAAAAUCUUGGCAGAAACACAUUUCAGAGUUUCCUAAAUUGAAAACUACUGAAGGUCCAGUCCUUCCAGUGCCAGGAGAGAAAAACGUAUUCGUUACUUCAGCUUUACCUUACGUUAAUAAUGUGCCUCAUUUGGGCAAUAUUAUUGGUUGUGUUUUAUCUGCAGAUGUUUUUGCUCGUUAUUCAAGAAUUUGUAACAAUAAUACAAUAUACAUUUCCGGUACUGAUGAAUAUGGAACGGCAACAGAAACAAAAGCUUUGGAAGAAGGACUCUCUUGUCAGGAAAUUUGUGAUAAAUAUUAUAAAAUUCACAAGGAAAUAUAUGAUUGGUUUAAUAUAAAAUUUGACAAAUUCGGUAGAAGUUCACAUCCACAACAAACUCAAGUUUGUCAGGACAUGUUUCUCACUCUCAAUAGCAACGGAUUCAUGUUUACGGAAUCUAUCGAACAAUUACAUUGCGAGAAAUGUAAAAAAUUUUUGGCUGAUAGAUUUGUGGAAGGAGGAUGUCCGAAUAUUGGAUGUGAUUAUCCAGAUGCAAGAGGUGAUCAAUGUGAUGGUUGUUCAAAAUUGGUCAAUUCAGUCGAAUUGAAGAACCCUCGGUGUAAAAUAUGUGGAAAUACACCAAUAAUUAAAUCAUCAAAUCAAUUCUUCAUUGAUUUACCAAAGUUAGAACCACUUAUUUAUCACUGGUUAAAAUUAAGAAGCUCAGGUUGGUCAAACAAUGCUGAAGUAAUAGCAAAAUCUUGGUUAAAAGAAGGACUUAAACCGAGAUGUAUAACUCGUGAUCUGAAAUGGGGCGUACCUGUUCCUUUAGAAGAAUUUAAAGACAAGGUGUUUUAUGUAUGGUUUGAUGCAGUUUUAGGAUACAUAUCUAUCAGCAAAUCAUACACUGAAGAUUUUGAAAAAUGGUGGAAACCAGCUAAAGACACAACUAUCAAACUAUAUCAAUAUAUGGCUAAAGAUAAUGUACCGUUCCAUGCUAUACUGUUUCCUGCUAUGUUGUUAGGUGCUAAUCAGGGAUAUAUCACUGUGAAUCAUCUUAUGGCUACAGAGUACUUAAAUUACGAAGAUGGUAAAUUUUCAAAAUCUAGAGGAGUGGGUGUAUUUGGAACUGAUGCCCGAGAUACUGGAAUUCCAAGUGAUGUAUGGAGAUUUUAUUUGCUUUAUGUUAGACCAGAAUCACAAGAUUCCAGCUUCAGUUGGAAUGAUCUUGUAACCAAAAACAAUUCAGAACUGUUGAAUAAUUUGGGAAAUUUUGUUAACAGGGCAUUGGUGUUUGCAAAAAACAAUUUCAACAGUAAGAUACCCGAGAUGAAACUAACGGAUGACGAUUACAACCUACUUGCGUUAUGUACUAGAGAAUAUAAAGGGUAUAUUGAGUCACUCGAAAAAUCGAAAUUUAGGGAUGGGAUAAGACAUAUUUUGUCGAUAUCACGUCUUGGAAAUCAAUACAUGCAAACAAAUCAACCUUGGGUGUUACUAAAGGGAAUGGAAGACGAAAAAUUGCGUGCUGGUACGGUUAUAGGAGUUUGUUGUAAUUUAUCUUGUCUAAUAGCUACGUUGCUUCAUCCCUACAUGCCCGAUACCAGCGACAAUUUGAAAAAACAGUUAAAUACCGAAACUGUCGUAUUGAAUCCUGAUGCACCAGAAAUUGUUACAUUGCUUUCACCCGGUCACCAGCUUGGAGAACCAACAGUGCUAUUCGCUAAAAUUGAACAUGCAAGAGCGGAGGAACUAAAGAAGAAAUUUGCUGGGAAACAACAGCCUUCUGAAACUUCAGCAGGAAAAUUAGUUGGUGUAGAAGUCCUUCAAAAAGAAAUUACAAAACAGGGUGAUAAAGUAAGACUUUUGAAAUCUAGCGGUGCAGAAAAAAGUGUAUGGGAACCAGAAGUUAAAAUCUUAUUGAAUUUAAAGAAACGGUUAGAAGAGGCACAAAAGGGUGUCACUGCAGCUCCUCAAAAUAAUAAAGUGGAUCCAAAUGAGGUGAAAAGACUUGAAGAAGAGGUAGCUAAACAGGGAGAUGUUGUGAGGAAAUUAAAGGAAAGUGGAGUGGAGAAAUCUGUUUGGCAACCUGAAGUUAAUAAAUUGUUAUCUUUGAAAAAUGAUUUGGCUAAAGCGUCUGGUACGCCACUGGCUGCUACCCAAAAAAAUAAAAAAAAUAAAAAAUAAAACCAUAUUUAUUUUUUCGUGUAAUGUUGGGAGUAUGUUUAGUUUUUGCUUUAUUUCUAUUUUUAAAUUUUUAUGAAAAAUAUAAUACAUUAUUGGGCAAACAUAUCUGCUUUCAUAUAUCAUUGGGUUUUGUUUGUGAUACAGUUUUUUAAGUUUUAAAAUUAUUAUAAACCAAUCUUUAUUUAUUUCGACAAUUUUAGUUAAAUAAAAAAUAAAAAUUGCAAAUAAA
This is a messenger RNA of Diorhabda sublineata, 3249 nucleotides long. RefSeq names its product methionine--tRNA ligase, cytoplasmic (gene MetRS). Gene Ontology annotation, cellular component: aminoacyl-tRNA synthetase multienzyme complex; cytosol. The record is from RefSeq and is a predicted model, not a curated record. The coding region runs from base 156 to 3020 and encodes 954 amino acids. Gene Ontology annotation, molecular function: ATP binding; methionine-tRNA ligase activity. Lineage: Eukaryota; Metazoa; Arthropoda; Insecta; Coleoptera; Chrysomelidae. The transcript has 13 exons. Gene Ontology annotation, biological process: methionyl-tRNA aminoacylation.